CGUCACGUCGGUGUCGGGCUGGAGAUUCGCGGUGAUGGCGACGGGUCGGUGUUGCAAAGGGACGCAGUGAAGCUGGAUAUGACUUAUCUUUAUUUGAUCGACGUUUGUUUGCUGCUCAAUAGCUGCACAGGUUGUGGAUGAAUCAGCGACUGGGGGCUUUCGUCGCGUCUUUUCCGGAUUUCCAUGUCUGACUGACGGCUGCACCGAACACAAUAGGACUCUAGCUUCCUCACUAAGCAUCUACGACUGGUGCAGGCCGGUGUUCCUCUCCGGGUGACCCAUUCUCCCUCACAGGGCCAUGGAGGAGGAGGCCCAGCAGAGUCUGGAGUGUAUCCAGGCCAAUCAGAUCUUUCCCAAAAAGUCACCCGUUCUGGAAGAGGAGAACAUGCAGGUGCCCUUUCCGGAGCUGCACGGGGAGUUCACUGAGUACGUUGGACGAGCGGAAGACGCCAUCAUCGCCAUGUCCAACUACCGCCUCCACAUCAAGUUCAAAGAAUCUGUUGUCAAUGUUCCUCUUCAGCUCAUCGAGAGUUUGGAGUGUCGAGAUAUGUUCCAGCUUCAUGUCACCUGUAAAGACUGCAAAAUUGUCAGGUGCCAGUUCACCACCUUUGAGCAGUGUCAGGAGUGGCUGAAACGUUUGAGUGCAGUAGUGCGGCCUCCAGCGCGCCUCGAAGACCUGUUUUCUUUUGCCUUUCACGCCUGGUGCAUGGAGGUGUACGCUGGAGAGAAGGAGCAGCACGGGGAGCUAUGCCGACCAGGUGAACACGUGACCUCUUGGUUCAAAAACGAAGUGGAGAGGAUGGGCUUCGACACUCAAAAUGCCUGGAGGAUAUCGGACAUCAACAGCAAGUUCAGACUUUGUCCCAGUUACCCCCAGCAGCUCCUGGUCCCGGCCUGGAUUACGGACAAAGAGCUAGAGAACGUGGCUGGCUUUCGCUCCUGGAAGAGGUUUCCUGCUGUUGUGUACAGACAUCUGAGCACUGGUGCAGUGAUUGCCCGCUGUGGUCAGCCCGAGGUGAGCUGGUGGGGCUGGAGGAAUGCGGACGAUGAACACUUGGUUCAGUCCAUCGCUAAAGCCUGUGCUGUGGAUGGCUCCUCAAGGAAACACCUCACCAAUGGAGUCCACAGUAAUGGCACCGAGCUCGGCGACACAGACUUUGAAUCCUCAAUGACCAACAGUACGGAGGUAGAGUCUUUGGCCAUCCAGCCUCACAAAUUAUUGAUCCUGGAUGCCCGAUCAUACGCAGCUGCUGUGGCCAACCGCGCCAAAGGAGGAGGCUGCGAGUGCCCAGAGUACUAUCCCAACUGUGAGGUGGUCUUCAUGGGCAUGGCGAACAUCCACUCCAUUCGCAAGAGUUUCCAGUCUCUGCGUUUCCUCUGCACCCAGAUGCCUGAUCCAGCAAACUGGCUGUCUGCCCUGGAGAGCACUAAGUGGCUGCAGCACCUGUCCCUGCUGCUGAAGGCCUCUCUGCUGGUUGUGAAUGCUGUGGAUAGAGACCAGAGGCCUGUCCUGGUGCACUGCUCUGAUGGAUGGGACCGGACUCCGCAGAUUGUGGCUCUGUCCAAACUUCUGCUGGACCCAUACUAUCGCACCAUAGAGGGUUUCCAGGUGCUAGUGGAGACAGAGUGGCUGGACUUUGGUCAUAAGUUUGCAGAUCGUUGUGGUCAUGGGGAGAACUCUGAGGACCUGAACGAGCGCUGCCCAGUGUUCCUGCAGUGGUUAGACUGUGUGCACCAGCUCCAGAGGCAGUUCCCCUGCUCCUUCGAGUUCAACGAGGCUUUUCUGGUCAAACUGGUGCAGCACUCGUAUUCCUGCCUGUUUGGGACCUUCCUAUGUAACAGCGGCAAAGAGCGUGAGGAUCGCCACGUCCAGGAGAGGACCUGCUCCAUCUGGUCCCUCCUGAGGCCAGCCAAUCGCACUCUCCGGAACAUGCUCUACUCCUCACACUCCGAAACUGUGCUGCACCCAGUGUGUCAUGUCCGAAACCUGAUGCUGUGGACGGCCGUGUACCUGCCCAGCUCGUCCCCCACCACCCCCUCAGACGACUCCUGUGCCCCUUAUCCUGUGCCAGGAUCCAAUGGGGAGGAGGCACUUCUGGGCAGGCGCACAAAGACUCGCUCAUUUGAUAACCUCCCAAGUGCAUGUGAGAUGGGCAGCCCUCUGCCCCCUAACAGACGCUCCAGUGACCCCAGUCUGAAUGAGAAGUGGCAGGACCACAGGCGCUCCCUGGAACUCAUGGCUGUGGGCCCUGAGGGAGGGGCGGGGCCAGACCAGGAGACAAUUUCCAAUGGAGUGGGGCUGUACUCGGACACAGUGGACUCUGAGAGGGACGACAGCCCACAACCCUACCCUGUGGAAGGCCCCUCCUGUAACAAAGGGGACGAGAAGGCAGAGCUGUCAGUGGCUGUUAGUGAGGGUCAGAUGGAGAACAUUCUACAGGAGGCCACAAAAGAAGAGGCGGGGUCAGAUCCCAGAGAGGAUGUCUCUGAUGUUAAUCAAACCCCUAACCAGGAAGUGACCUCAGAGACACCUGCAGAGGUCCAGCCUGAGCUUAAUGUGAACAGGACCAAAGAGGUGGUCACUAAUGGACACUCACCCCAAAAUGGCAUCUUGUCUGAGGAGGAGGAUGAGGAGCACUGCCCCGGGACAGACCCAGAAGUGGCCCUGGUGGCUCGAGACCUGGUGAAGAGGGUGGUGGAGCGUGUGGAGCGGGAGUCUGCAGCUGAUUUAGGUGAUCCAGAGGACCCAACAAAGACUGUGAAUGGCUUUAGCAACACGACGUCUGAGGAACAGCACUGCCACAGCUCUGACACAGAGGGUGCUGUAGAGCUUAACAAGAGAGCCUCUCUGAUGGAGAGCUCCACAGAGACUUUGACAGAGGAAGCAAACGGCCGUCUGGAGUCGCUCUGUCCUGCCCGAGUGUCCUGCUCCAGGCGGGAACAGGAGGCGGAGCAUGGCUUCAGGACUUUAAAUGGGGGGGCUAAGCGCCCCUCUGUCAGUGCCUUCCAGUGUGUGACCAGCGACCCCCGCAAUGGCCUCUGUAAUGGAGAGAGUUCAGAGGGAGAGGUGUGUGCGGCUUCCCACUGGACCAAAGGGAGCGGUGAUCGCGCCCCCUUGAGUCGUCAGGUGUCAGUGGCCAGCUGUAGCUCCCUGACCCUCCCUGCACGGGGUGUCCCACACCGUUGCUGCCACACAGGGGCAGGGCGGGUGGCCACCAGCCCCGAGCAGCCGUCCCGGAGCCACCUAGAUGAUGAUGGGCUGACGCUACACACAGAUGCCAUCCAGCAGCGGCUCAGGCAGAUUGAGGCCGGCCACCAGCUGGAGGUGGAGACACUGAAGAAACAGGUCCAGGAGCUGUGGUCCCGACUGGAAAACCAACAGCACCUGGGCUUGCACCGGACCAACGGGGACCUGGGCGACGAACUGACCUCGAUGACGGACUCAGAGUUCAAUCUGGACCCCAACUGUCUGUCCCGUUGCAGCACAGAGCUUUUCUCUGAGGCCAGCUGGGAGCAGGUAGACAAGCAGGACACUGAGGUGACCCGCUGGUACCCGGACCAUUUAGCAGCGCAGUGUUACGGCUGUGAGAGCAGGUUCUGGCUUGCCACCAGGAAACACCACUGCAGCGACAGGGAGAGAGUCCAGGAGGUCUGGAACUGCGGUAAUGUGUUCUGCGCCAGCUGCUGCGACCAGAAGAUCCCGGUGCCAAGUCAGCAGCUGUUCGAGCCCACCCGAGUCUGCAAAACCUGCUACGGCAACCUACAGCUAGGCCCGGCCCCCAGAGAUCUCGACCUGGACACGCCCAUCGCGGCUAGCUCCAACUGAGGACUCCAUCGUGAAACCUAGAAUGUCCCAUGAACUCAAAAAAACAAACAAACAAAAAAAACGUGUGCUGCGAAAAUAAAACUUGAAUGUGUAAAUAGAGGCUUAUAUUUUGGAGCGCUGAACGGUGGCGGGACGGUGCCUUGGAGCAGGAGGAGGUCGAACACUGUGCUGCUGCUGUAGUACUGAAACAUUUCAUCUUUGAGCAAUCCAAAAAAAACACGAUUGCCCAAUCAGCUGCCAGAGUCAUACAGAGGAAAAAGCCUAUUGGUCAGUUCACCCAAAUGAGGAAAGCACAGUAGACUUGAAUCAGCAUUUCAAGGUAUAAAAUAGCACUAUAUAAAAAAAGAAGUUUGGGUCAGUAAUAUUACCUGUGUCAUUGUCUAUGCAGAUGUUGCUAUUGGCUUUUGAUUCAAAGUGUAUGUUGUUGAAUUAAUAAGUUGUCAAAAAGAUCAAAUUGUCAAAAAAUAUACCCCCUGUUGAAGUAUAUUUCUAAGCAUUUAAAUAUAUUUAAUUAUAGGAUUUUGAUGUUUUGACUUGAAAAGUCUCCUGGUCAGAGGUAUUUAUUGGAUAAACAACCUUUAAGAACCUAAGUUAUUAUGUUGAAUAUUGAAUUAAAAUUGUGAAUUGUGAUUGUGAAGCACUUGACCAUUUGGGUGAACUGAUUCAUGAAUUUGAGGUUAAAAAAAAUAAAUUCUGAGAAAAAGUCACUUAUAUUUUAGAGACCAGCUGAGAGUCAAUGGUCAGUGACCCACUGAAAUUUUGGCUUGUCCUCACAUUUCCCCUUCAUUCAAACCAACCCUUUUGGAUUUACCCAGCAGGCACUGGGAGCUGAACAACUCGCUCGUGUUUCAGUUCAUUAGGAAAUCACAAUUGGGUCUACAAUUUUUUUUUUUUUUUUCACUAUGUAAAAACAUAUGGCUACUUAAACUAUCAAGUAGACUACAGCCAACACGUAAAGAAUAAUUUCACAAUAAAUAAGAACAAUAUCCCUAAAUUGGAAGAAAUAGGCUGUAGUGACAUUAUUGUCCAAAUUGUAUUCUUAAUUGUUUCAAAUAAGAUUACUGGCUUAUUCUUGCAUCAAAAUGACUAAAUGCGAAGCCAAGUGAUCUGUGACCUCACUUGUGAUCUCCCCUCUUAUUGGCUGAAUCGCGGUGCAGGGCGCCAACUGCAGAAAGGGCUUUACUCUUGGCGUAUUUUUUUCUGCAAAAGUCUGUUAAUGUUUCCAAAAAAUACCAUGAUUCACUUCCAGCACUUCUGCCCCUGGCGUGCGUUCAUUGACCUCCUCGCACACCCCUAGCUCUCUUUUUUUGUAAAAUAAAUGAUAAAAAUAAUAUAUUCAGAUACCUAUAUAGCAUUUAAGAAAGUGUAUAGAAUCCUUCAAUAGUGGCUCACAAAUUUAGUCACCAAAAAGUUUUGUUUUUUUAAUUUCUGUUUUCUUAAGUUGUUAUUGCAGAAGAUACUAUAUAUAUUUUGCGACCUGUUGAAAAUUACAGAUGUUUUUGUUUUUUUAAUAGAGACACAGGGUGUUUCCUGUUUUGAUGCUGCAGUGGUUUGUCCCUUCGAAAUGCGAUCCUUACUUUGACGAUUUUAUUUAUUGAAGUUUUCAUUUUUGAAUGGCUGUUUUGAAAAAAACAUUUUGAAAAAAAUCCAGACAAUUCAUUGCCACAAGAUAAUCAGUGUUUACUACAAAGAGGAAAAUAUUUAAACAAAACUGCUGGGUCCAAAUGACAGCGCCCGGUGACGCUAAAGUUUAGUCAAAAUGAGAGAAAAGUGGAAAAGCUAUGCACUGACAAAAGCAUAACACAAGCAUCACUAAUUUUUUACAUUCAUAACAAGCCCCUUCAGAUGCACUUCAAGCUCUACCUCUGUCUGCAAAUGAUCAUAGCAAUACAUUUUGUCACCACUUAUAUUCUAAAUAUUAUGUUACAAUGGCAAAUGGAAGAAUUUUUUGCAGUAAGGUGUAUUUAGGAACUACAAAAAAUAUCACGACUACGGCUUAAUCUUGCUGUUGGCGUGUAGUAUAAAAAAAAAGUCUAAAUCUAUAUUAUGGUUUACACUAAAUUAUUAUGAACAAAAUAUGACUAUUGAAUACAAGUAUGUAAUCCCUUAAUCUAUUGAUUUGAAUACAUACAAAUGAUAAAAUAAUUAUCUUUUCUAAGCAAAUUUUCCCAAAGCAAUGCAUAAAUCAGACUGCAUUUUGUGCAUGGCUAAGAGCUACUUUCAACUCUCAUAAACUAACCUCGAUACAGUAAAAUUGCAAUUAUGUUUUGUCAUGAUUUCAACCAUUUUAAUGUAAAGAUGAGCAAUGUUUGUUUUUUGUUUUUUUUCCACUUGUAUACCUCUUGAAAGAUAAGAGUGAUGCCACAAAAACCAAAGCCAAGUGUAAAACUGUCCUAACAUGAUAAUUUCUUUAAAAUGUUUUCUUUCAUUUAAGUAAAUCCUCACUCGCUCCUGUCAAAAAUCCAUAAUGUGAACUAUCAUUUUGCACGAGAAAAGACACUGCCACUGAUUACAUUCAUCUCAUAUAUUUCAAUUACGUUUGGUGCUGUUUAUGCAGUGUUUCAGCAGAGGGCGCUGUUGUUUUAGCUAAAGACCACAAAUUAACCAUUCUCUUGAGUUAUUUUCCUCCAAAAUCAGCUCUUUUAUUAUUGUUAUUUUGUUUCUUUUUUUUUUUUUUUUUUUUUUUUUCCUCCACGCUUCCUGACGCGUCUCUGCAUUUUAUGGCCCAGUAUAAACGUGCGCUUUGAAUCAUGUGCUCAAGUCUGAAAGCAUUUGAACUGGCGCGGGAGGUUUGCGUCUCAUCCGGAUAUUUGGAGACUGGUGCCAAGCUGUUUUCUUUACGAGUAUCCCUCUCUUUAAGGGAUCACACGUGCUUGUUGUGGUUGGUUUCAAUUCCUCCAAAUCGUCUUUCUCCCUUUUGGUUUUCCUUCCGUUUUGAGUCAAGCACUUUCCACCUCCUCGCGUCUGCAGAGGAGUGUGUAGCUGUACAUAGCGACUCCUGUAACAAGUGCUCCUUGUUCGGUCUGAAUAUUUUGUUCUGUUGGAUUUACUUUAAAGAACAUUACAUUGUUGUAGAUUUAAAGGAGAAAUAAAAUAGAUGAACUUGUGAAA
Messenger RNA from Periophthalmus magnuspinnatus, 6937 nucleotides. RefSeq names its product myotubularin related protein 3 (gene mtmr3). The coding region runs from base 299 to 3826 and encodes 1175 amino acids. Gene Ontology annotation, molecular function: phosphatidylinositol-3,5-bisphosphate 3-phosphatase activity; metal ion binding; protein phosphatase binding. The record is from RefSeq and is a predicted model, not a curated record. NCBI's taxonomy places the organism in Eukaryota, Metazoa, Chordata, Actinopteri, Gobiiformes, Gobiidae. Gene Ontology annotation, biological process: dephosphorylation; regulation of autophagy. The transcript is spliced from 21 exons.